This is a messenger RNA of Rhizophagus irregularis DAOM 181602=DAOM 197198, 345 nucleotides long. NCBI's taxonomy places the organism in Eukaryota, Fungi, Glomeromycota, Glomeromycetes, Glomerales, Glomeraceae. The record is from RefSeq and is a predicted model, not a curated record.
AUAAUUUACCAGUACGAUAAAAUUCCAUUAUAUAUCGAAAUGCAUACCCAUUUCUAUCAAAAAAAUAUAUAUUACCAGUUUGUGGAUGAAGCAUUGCUCGAUUUUUAUCUUGAAAAAUUGUUCCCAAUAAUGUAUCUGGAUAUUCUGUUAAAGUUGAAGCAUAUGUUUCAUAUUUUUUUGAUUGUUUACCUUGAUUCCUCCAACAUUUAAAAUGAUUGUACGUUCACUACUUCGUUUUAAAUUUUCACUGAUAUCAAUGUUAUUAUUUUUAGAAGACAUGAUGAAUAUGAUCCUUUUUUUGUACGUUUCUACCUUUUAUAGGAAAUUUUUUUUUUUUUUCGUUUU